Molecule: messenger RNA, 779 nt
Organism: Leptonychotes weddellii (Weddell seal)
Lineage: Eukaryota; Metazoa; Chordata; Mammalia; Carnivora; Phocidae
Gene: RPL13
Product: ribosomal protein L13
Biological process (GO): translation
Cellular component (GO): ribosome; cytosolic large ribosomal subunit
Molecular function (GO): structural constituent of ribosome; RNA binding
Source: RefSeq, a predicted model, not a curated record
GAUUGGGCAGAGAGCGUCGGCGCUUUUGAUUGGCUGAGCCCAGUACCAUCCCAGGGUGCUUUGCGGCGCCCGUUCUUUUCCGCUGGCCGUUCUCCUUCGGAGGAGGCCCGUAGGCGGCGGCCAUGGCGCCCAGCCGCAAUGGCAUGAUCCUGAAGCCCCACUUCCACAAGGACUGGCAGCGGCGCGUGGCCACGUGGUUCAACCAGCCGGCGCGGAAGAUCCGCAGACGCAAGGCCCGGCAGGCCAAGGCCCGCCGCAUCGCCCCGCGCCCCGCGUCCGGGCCCAUCCGGCCCAUCGUGCGCUGCCCCACGGUGAGGUACCACACCAGAGUGCGAGCCGGCAGGGGCUUCAGCCUGGAGGAGCUGCGGGUGGCCGGCAUCCACAAGAAGGUGGCCCGGACCAUCGGGAUCUCGGUGGACCCGAGGCGGCGGAACAAGUCCACGGAGUCCCUGCAGGCCAACGUGCAGCGGCUGAAGGAGUACCGCUCCAAGCUCAUCCUCUUCCCCAGGAAGCCGUCGGCGCCCAAGAAGGGCGACAGCUCUGCGGAAGAACUCAAGUUGGCUACCCAGCUGACGGGACCAGUCAUGCCCAUACGGAACGUCUACAAGAAGGAGAAAGCCAGAGUCCUCACAGAGGAGGAGAAGAGCUUCAAGGCCUUCGCCAGUCUUCGCAUGGCCCGUGCCAAUGCCCGGCUGUUUGGCAUCCGGGCCAAAAGGGCCAAGGAAGCUGCAGAGCAGGACGUUGAAAAGAAAAAAUAAAGUGCAGUUAACAACUCGUGA